AUGCUGGUGGAUUGUAUUGGCGAUGGAAAAAUCCUAAACGACUCUGCGGGCGUGGAAAGUGGUAAAGAUCAUCCGGCUGCCGAAGGUUUGUGUGAGCUGCUCUAUUGUAAGAUGUGGAGAACGCAUCACAUCCGAACAUUUAAAUCCGCCGACGCAUUUGUCAAGCAAAACCUUCGUCAAUCAUCCUCGGUACUGAAUGAUCAGUGUGAAAGCUUGAGUGAUAAACAGCAGAAGCUGCGUGUUAAGGGCCCAGUUCGCAUGCCAACCAAGAUCCUGCGUAUCACCACCCGUAAGACCCCUUGCGGUGAGGGUUCCAAGACUUGGGAUCGCUUCCAGAUGCGCCUGCACAAGCGUAUCAUCGAUCUGCACUCGCCAUCGGAGAUCGUCAAGCAGAUCACCUCGAUCAACAUCGAACCCGGUGUAGAGGUCGAGGUCACCAUCGCCGACCCUUGAGCGAUUCGUUCUUGUUGCGUUCCCCAAUGCAAUGGGUUUAACUUUUUAUAUUAAAAAGUUACAAAAAUAAAAUAAAAUAAAA
Molecule: messenger RNA, 535 nt
Organism: Aedes aegypti (yellow fever mosquito)
Lineage: Eukaryota; Metazoa; Arthropoda; Insecta; Diptera; Culicidae
Product: 40S ribosomal protein S20-like
Exons: 2
Coding region: 1-453 (150 amino acids)
Biological process (GO): translation
Cellular component (GO): cytosolic small ribosomal subunit; ribosome
Molecular function (GO): structural constituent of ribosome
Source: RefSeq, a predicted model, not a curated record